GCCAGCGCGCGCCCUCUCUCUCCGCCUCGGACUUGCUCCUCUGCGGACCGCUCUCGCGAGCAAACUUUUCCUCCUCCUCCUCCUUCCUCUCCUUCUUCCUCUUGUGCUAACUUCUCUUUGCCUUUGACUCCUAGGCGCCUCGGGCUCCUGCUGCAGCAGCCAUGGCUCCCAUCCGCCCUACAGAACUGAAACUUGGCAAAAAAAUAAAUGAGGGGAAAACAAAGGAGGUUUAUGAAUUGCCCAGCAUUCCUGGAUGUGUGCUUUUACAAUCAAAAGACCAGAUAACAGCGGGAAAUGCAGCUCGAAAGGAUCUCAUGGAGGGGAAGGCUGCAAUCUCAAAUACCACGACAUGCGCUGUCUUUCAGUUGCUUCAGGAAUCUGGAAUCAAAACUGCGUUUGUGAGGAAACACAGCGACUCAGCCUUUAUAGCUGCUCAUUGUGAAAUGAUUCCCAUUGAAUGGGUUUGCAGGAGAAUUGCUACAGGUUCUUUCCUGAAAAGAAAUCCUGGUGUUGAAGAAGGCUACAAAUUUUACCCUCCUAAAAUUGAGAUGUUUUAUAAGGAUGAUGCAGCCAAUGAUCCACAAUGGUCUGAUGAGCAACUCAUUGAAGUGAAGUUCCAGUUUGCUGGCCUUGAAAUUGGACGAACGGAAGUUGAUAUUAUGGCUCAGUCUACCCGAGCUAUUUUUGAAAUACUUGAGAAAGCAUGGCAGCCCCUGAACUGUACUUUAGUGGACAUGAAGGUUGAGUUUGGUGUUUGUGUGGCUACAAAAGAGAUCGUUCUUGCCGAUGUCAUUGAUAAUGAUUCUUGGCGGUUGUGGCCAUCUGGAGACAGAAAACAGCAGAAAGACAAACAGUCAUACCGUGAUCUCAAAGAAGUAACCCCUGAAGCACUGCAGAUGGUGAAGAGAAACUUUGAAUGGGUGGCCGAAAGAGUGGAGAUGUUGCUGAAACCACAGAGCCAAGGCAGAGUGGUUGUGCUUAUGGGUUCAACCUCAGAUCUUGCUCACUGUGAGAAGAUUAAAAAGGCCUGUGGAAGCUUUGGCAUUCCCUGUGAAUUACGAGUGACUUCUGCUCAUAAAGGACCAGAUGAAACACUAAGAAUCAAAGCAGAAUAUGAAGGUGAUGGCAUUGCCACAGUAUUCAUAGCAGUGGCUGGGAGAAGUAAUGGACUGGGACCUGUGAUGUCUGGAAACACUGCAUAUCCUGUUAUCAACUGUCCUCCAUUGUCUGCAGAUUGGGGUGCUCAGGAUAUAUGGUCAUCACUGAGACUGCCGAGUGGUCUUGGCUGUUCCACAAUUCUUUCACCUGAAGGUGCUGCGCAGUUUGCUGCUCAGGUUUUUGGGCUGAAUAAUCAUUUCAUUUGGGCCAAGCUGCGGGCAAGUAUGUUGAAUACAUGGAUCUCCUUGAAGCAGGCUGACAAAAAGAUAAGACAAGACACUGCAUAGAUUUCUUGUUGGCGUGACACUUCUUAGACAAGAACUCUAAUAACAGAAAGUAACUUUUAUAGUUCUUUUGUCAGAUGUUUUUGCAGGUGGCAUUUUUCUUCCAAACAACUGGAGACUGGGGUUUUUUUUGGAAGCUAGAACAUCAUAUUACUACUAUAGAAUAGUUUUCACUGAUCUGUAUUGAUAUAUAAUCUUGCUCAGAAUAUGCCCACUAGUGAUUCACCAAAACUUUGUAUUCAAAACUUAGCAAUAACAAAUAGAUUUAAUAAGAUCCUAUUCUGGAAUGUAAUUUGGCAUGGUAUUUGUGGACCUGUCUAUGCUGAAGAGAAAGAUAAAAGAAAAUAAAUCACUACAACUGGUAAUAAAAACAUCUUUCACUGUU
Molecule: messenger RNA, 1827 nt
Organism: Anolis sagrei ordinatus
Lineage: Eukaryota; Metazoa; Chordata; Lepidosauria; Squamata; Anolidae
Product: multifunctional protein ADE2
Biological process (GO): 'de novo' IMP biosynthetic process
Cellular component (GO): cytosol
Molecular function (GO): phosphoribosylaminoimidazolesuccinocarboxamide synthase activity
Source: RefSeq, a predicted model, not a curated record